Molecule: messenger RNA, 3201 nt
Organism: Penicillium alfredii
Lineage: Eukaryota; Fungi; Ascomycota; Eurotiomycetes; Eurotiales; Aspergillaceae
Product: MDM20/NAA25 family protein
Exons: 13
Coding region: 1-3201 (1066 amino acids)
Biological process (GO): N-terminal peptidyl-methionine acetylation
Cellular component (GO): cytoplasm; NatB complex
Molecular function (GO): protein-N-terminal amino-acid acetyltransferase activity; protein binding
Source: RefSeq, a predicted model, not a curated record
AUGGCGGCCGAGUCCACCCAAGAUGACAACCACGAGCGGGCGUGGGAGAAGGCCGAGAAGAAGUUCAGCCACAAAAACGCCAGUCAAUAUUACGACCCGUGCCAGGAUUUCGCUGAUCGAAGUCUCAAAUGCAUGAAGCGGAAUGGCUUCGACCGUGAGAUGUGCCACGACUACUUCCAUGGUUAUCUUGCUAUUGAGCUUAUCGUGAUUGCAAGAAGAAUUGGCUACCUAGGCAAUGCAGCUGGCCCUGACGUUGAUGUGGGCAACACUCACCGCCUUCCAAUCGACUUGCUUCCCCGCCAAAUAAAAAAGUCCCGCCGGUACUCAGAUCCGCUUCAGAUCUCCCUCGACGAUUUCCAGCAGGUGCUGUGCCUGGCACACGACGCGGUGUUCUACCGGCGCAACAACCAAAUCCAAGAUGCCAUUGACGGGCAGAAUUUGAAGCAGGCCCUCCAGCUGAUUGAGAAACGUAUGAAGAAGGGCGAGGACAACGUUUACAUGAAGGCAUGGAAAGCGCAAAUCCUCUCCCGACAUGCAGACAAAACCCAUCACAAGCGUGGGGUGGCAGAGACACUUGAAUUGUGUAAUACAGAGCCAGUCAUAACCGAUAUAGACACCCUAGACAUGCUUCAUCAGACGCUGCAACAGAUGGAUGAGCACACGCACGCGAGGAACAGUCUAUGGGAGAAGGCAGCAAAGGAAAUGCCGCAAGAUGUGGAUAUCCAGAUGAGAUGGUUUGGCUAUGCGUUUGAAAACAAUGAUUGGAAGUCCGCGCAAAAGGCGGCCAUGAGCCUGCAAAAGAACUUUCCCCGGGACCGCAAGUAUUACUUCUGGGCCAUCUUCCUCAGUCAUCUCGUGGCAACCGACGAUGCAAGCUCGGACGGAGAGCGUAAGCUAUUUGGAACGUUGGCAUAUCGCAUGAUUUCAAAGGCGGCAGAUGAUGUUCCAACCAACUCGACCGAUUUGCUCAGCCACCCCAGAGCCAUUCAAACAGCCGAGGAAGUUCUCUUGCUCAUUAAGAUCUUUGAAUCCCAAGGCCGCUAUGACGAAGCUGUGAAGGCUCUUGAACGUGAAAAUGUCGGUCUUAGCUCUAGCAUUGUGCAGAACGAUCAGACCUUCGUCUCCCUCAAACUCAACAACCUGGGAGCGGCCAAGCUGUGGGAAGAAGGGAUAUCCUUUGCACAAAGUCUUCUUGCCGUUCCUGAUGACCCGAACGAGCAAAAGGCACUCCAGGAGCGCGAUGACUGGUCAACCUGGAAUCUCCUGAGUCGGGCCACACGAGAAUUGGGAAAUCCUGAAAUCGCGGCUGAAACACAGAAAUUCAUUGAGAAGUUCAUUGAAUUCAGCCCAAAGUCUCGGAAUGCCCAUCUGGCCCGCAUGGACACAAUCCAGACGAGGAUCGCCUUGGGGGAUCUCACACAAAACGACCUGCUCUCAGCUUGCCAGGAAUACUUUUCUGUCCACAAGCAUAAGCUUUAUGCUUUCGACGAUAUCCGGAGAGCCUUCGAGGGCAAUAGGGCUAUGUUAUCCAACAUGGUUGAUCAUAGCUUGAAAUGUUCUCAAGAUGAGCAGACGACGAUGGUUCCCACGAUCAAUGCACUCAAGCUCGACUACUGUUUGAACAUCUCAAGAAAUGAAAGCAAUGUUUCUAGGGAAAAGAUCGAGGAGUUUGUCGCCAAGUGCUUGUUGCUUUAUCAACAGCCCGCCCACACUGACGAAACGGAGAAGAAGCCAACGACUUCUUCUACAAUUGAGAGCCAGCCCCGGGAUGAUCUAUGUGUUCUAGCAGCGACAAGCCUGCUUUGCCCUUACGGCGCACAACCUAAUGAUGUCAAUUCCCAGAUCCCCGAUGCUGCUCUCGUUCGCGCUGCUGGAAUUCUGGAACGCCUUCUCCUCGAUUCGCCCCACAAUUAUGAGGCCCUUCUGCUCUUGGUUCGCAUCUAUCUUCGUCUGGGCGUGGGCUCACUUGCAUUGAGCACGUUCAGCAAGAUGAAUAUCAAGCAAUUGCAGUAUGAAAGCGUUGCUCAUCAACUUUUCACCCGCCUCGCUACCAUCCAUCCUCAAUCGGCACCGCCAAUUGAAGGCGCAGAGCUUAGGGACUUCCACCCACAAUCAGCAUUCGUUCAGGCUCUCAACUUCUAUCGCAACGCGGAAGUCACCUGCAUGAAAUACAGAACGAGUGGCUUGGAUCAUGGAAGCUACUUGAAUGUGGAGGAGACAAUCGAGCUCCGGAGACGCUUGCAAAACAGUAUCUGUCGCAGAAUGUACGCCCUGGACGUGCGACGCAUGCAGAGACUCGUGGGAGGAGACCCGAUGUCACGUUACGAUGGGCUUGCCCAGGAAUGUUCCCCCGCCGUUGAUGGGCGGAGUCCUAGUGCGUUUGUGAGCUGCGAAUUCAAGGAUAUGCCCUCAGUCGAAGAGCGGCUUCGUCUAGGACCGCUUCCUAAAGAAAAUUGGCUGGCCUCGGCUAGACUUACCGAUCGUCUUUUCGGUAUCAUCAGAGGUAUCUCGAUCCAAAAGCCAUUGACUCCGGAGAUCGAGCUGCCGGCUUUGGAUGGAUUGUCGCUUUCAAGAACUGAAGAGGAUCGGACCGACGCGGAGAAGGAUGUGGCCAAAAUCCAUGGAGAGCUCCUCAACGUGGCAUUGUUCAUGGCUGGGUCGAAGACCAUUGCCCCGGAACAGGCUGAUCGUGCCCUGGGAGAGGUGGAGGACUGGAUGGUUUCUAAGAAGAAGGCUCUGGCCCUCAACGAAGCUAAAGUCUCGCCCAUUAUUGCCAACACAGCGCUUUGCCUGCAAGCAGACACCCCCACUGCACCGACGUGGCGAUACUUCCAUUUCAUUUUCACGCUCCUUGAAACUCUCAAGGCCCUAUCUCAGCUAGUUACAUUGGCUUCACGAAAAGCCUCCAAGAUUGUGAAGCUGCCCAAGGAACGCGUGGAUCGAUUGGCUGCUCUUGUGCCGGAGGUUUUUGAGAGUGUUCGUGCCAACACGCGAGAGCUGAAGCUGCGCGUCUCUGGAUCGGGUCUUCUCGGAUCCUUGACAGACCUGGUGACGGAGGGUGACCAGACUGGUAAGUACGGGGAGCAGUACCGUACUGCUCACACAAAGCAUCUGGACAUGCCCGCGGUCGAGCUGUUCUGUGCUUCCUUGAUGGAGAGCUGGGAGGAAGCACUUGACGGAGUGAUGAGUGUGAAGCUGUGA